Messenger RNA from Rodentolepis nana, 1815 nucleotides. NCBI's taxonomy places the organism in Eukaryota, Metazoa, Platyhelminthes, Cestoda, Cyclophyllidea, Hymenolepididae. The record is from the annotation of a GenBank genome assembly.
ACUGAGACUGAUUCUUCAAACGUAGACUCUGAUUUUCUAUCGGAGUACAGAAGUGGCACAGCCUUCGGUUUUUCGCUCAAAGAAAUUUAUUCUCGACUUAAGUCACUGGAGGAGUCAGUCUCUACUAAUUUGUCUGAAUAUCAUUAUUAUUGUCGACCAAUUACUUCUAAAGUUGUCGAAAAUUCUGUAGAUCUUGUUGUUCUACAGGCUGAUAUCAACAAACUUAGUUCGCAAUACCAUACAAAGAUUAAGCCAAAUCUGAAUGAUCUGAAAGCUAGCGUUGAUGAGCUAUCAUUUGAAGGAAGUCCAUCUUCGGUUCAUUCUCAGGCAGUUCAGAAGUUAGAAGACCUUCUGAAAACCUGCAAAAGUCUUCAGCAUCUUUUAGACAUUCACAACGCUAUUCAAUCUCUUGAUGCUUGUACUACCUCUCUGCUUCGAAUUUGUAGUGCUCGCAAUCAAAUCGAGCAUCUCUGUCACAACCUAGAUCUUAAUGUAGAUCUUGACGACAGUGACAAUUCCGAUGAUAUACAGUUUGGUGUUGAUAACUACCCGUAUGCUUGGAAAAUUGACAUUCCUGUCAGUUGUGGAGCCAUCGAAUUAGAGGUUCGUGAAAUCGUCAAUGCUAUCAAAAGAGUUGAAAGCCUCCUGAAUGUCCGUACAUUUUAUGAAAAAUCACAAGUUGCCAUCUAUCAGGCGUUCAUGGGAACUUUUUUUGGAAAAAAGCGGAUUCUCCGCGAGUUUUUAGAACACUACUGGUCGAAUAUGGUGCGAAUUGUGCCAGAACCGAAAGAGAAAUCGAUACUGGGAAAAUUUGAGCUUAUUGGAAAGACCGAUGAUCUACAAAGUUUAAUUAAUCUUGCUGAUGCCCUUCACGAAAUUGAGAAACUAGUUCAAUCAACCGGUAGAAGAAUCUGGGAGGUGAUUUUCAUGCCUUGGUUGAAUUAUAUCACGUCUAAAAAAAUGGAUGACCAUCAGAACAUUAUAUUAAAUGUGGAUCAGUCUUUCUCCUCUGAAAAAGAAGAACUCUGGUGCCUCCAGCUACUUUCAGUUGAAGAUGAACAUAAAGAUGGUUUGAAUCUUAUCUACGAUUCUUGUGAAAGCUUAAAAUCUGCAUUUGAAAAGCUUUCUGCUGUUUUCUUUGGAUUGAGAUGCGAAGGUGACCGUUUGUUGAUUGACUUUUGUCGUUCCUCACCGGGCCCAUUCAAUAUGCAAUUGGCUGAAUUGCUUGUUGAAAGCUGCUUUCUUCCGAAUUUGUCAAGUUCUUUGACUUCUUUAAACGAGUCAAUUGUUGAAUGUGACGAAGAAGCGGUUUCUAAGAUCCUCCUUGUUACCAAAGGUGCAAUAUCACCUAUUAUAUCGACUGGAAAAGAUUUGGGAUAUUUUGAUUCAAAAACCGUGGAAUAUCUUGAAGAUUUUGUCGAAAAUCUUGACCGUUUCACAAUCCAGCAUCAGGAUCAAGUUUACGCUCAAGCCCUUGUUACUGUUGGUGGCUGUGAUGAUGAUCACGAGAGUUCAAAGGAAAAUAUUUCAAAAGGAAUGUCUGAAAGUCAAUUGGAAGAGGUCGUACUCUCAAAACUCUUUCAAAAUGUGAAUUUGGAGUUUCCAGAGUGCUUUAUCAGCAAAGCCGUGGUUAUGUUAUUGAAACAGGUGGAACAAAUUAUUGAAGAUGCAAAGGGCUACGAGAAAGAUCAAAUUCCUAUGAUCUUGAAACGAGUUCCUCAUUUGAUACACCUUUACUCUCAUUUUGUUCCAACCUUGCACUCAGAACGGAUGAAAUCUGAUCUCCGAUUUGUCAGUAAGUCUACCACUUGCUGA